Messenger RNA from Knipowitschia caucasica, 471 nucleotides. The record is from the annotation of a GenBank genome assembly. NCBI's taxonomy places the organism in Eukaryota, Metazoa, Chordata, Actinopteri, Gobiiformes, Gobiidae.
AUGACACACUUGGACUUUGCCAAAGGCUGUCUCUCAAGAAAUGGUGAUAGAGGUAUAAAAGACCUGAACGGGCAUCAAAAGGACACCAUCUGGUCUGCGUCGCCUGCUGCACAGAUCCACUCAGUCACCAUGAAGUUCACCAUCAUAGCUGCCCUCUGCGUGUUCGCUAUGGCUCAAGGGAGCCUGGCCCAGGAUGCUGCUGCAGAUCUGACCAAGAUCUUGAAUGACGGAAAAAAUUCACUGUUGGAGCAGAUCAAGAAUUUUCAGCAGGGCGAUCUGACCAACACAGCACAGGAUCUAUUGGAAAAAACCCGGACCCAGCUGGAGAACAUUGCCCCUCAAGUUGAGGCCGCCAUCGCCAGCCUGGACCCCGCAAAACAGGAGCUUAGCGCCACCAUGGUGAACCUCCAGAAGCAGAUGGAGGCUGUGAUGAAGAAGCUGCUUGAUACGACCAAAACUAUUGCUCAAUAA